GGGCCUUUUCACAUUCUGCCAGAACAACGUUAGUAGGACAAGAUGGCAAAAGAAUGCAUGGAUGACGUUUCAUUCAACAGAUUACUCAGCGACAUUAAUCAGCAAACUUCAUCCUUGGAUAAGAAAGUUGAAACUUUAUACAGUUCAAGAGGAUUUUUCAGUGCUGAUCAGGCGGCCACACUACUAUAUGCCUAUGGAAGCCCUUCUGAUAAAAUCAAGGCAGUUAGAGUCUUGGAGCCUAGAUUAUGUCGAAUGACAUGUAAGGAUGCAAGAGGGAUAAUUGGAGCUGUCAGUGUUCACAAUGACAAAUUAAUCGUCUUGGAUUGUAUAAAAAGGUGUCUCUGUGACUACCAGACGACCUUGGGGCAGGAAUAUAUCCUUAGUGCCUUUCCUUUCGAACAUGACAAACAAAGAGCCAUGCAGAUUUUGCAGACUGUUGGCUCUUCUGUGGCCAGUAAGGUAGCGGCUGGUGGUCACCAAGGUUAUGCUGCCCUUGGAGGUCUCUACACACAAGCUCGUCCCAUGGUUCCACAUCUGUAUGGACCUUUGCCCAUGCAGGCUGAACUUAUACCUGGUUAUGGUAAGAUUGAGAUUCCACCUGAGGCCCAGCCUGGCGUAGUACCGUCUGUUUAUACAGGUCAUCCAUCAUACGCCUACCCACCUGAUAAAAGUUAUGCUGAAGAUAGAGGUUACCCAGGCAACAGCUCCUUUUCCAACGGGCCCGCAACUCACAACUACCCUGCUGGAGCCCCUCCUCUGGGUCACCACAGCGGAGCACCAUACUCAACAGGAUUUCCACAGCUUGAAGCUUAACUUAUCAAAUAUGAUAAUAAACAAUGGUACCAGGAUGUGAUUUUGAUG
Molecule: messenger RNA, 861 nt
Organism: Ylistrum balloti
Lineage: Eukaryota; Metazoa; Mollusca; Bivalvia; Pectinida; Pectinidae
Exons: 7
Coding region: 43-813 (256 amino acids)
Source: RefSeq, a predicted model, not a curated record